AUGGGCUUCGCUUUGAAGAAGCCUGAUGAUGCUGUCGGCUCUGCAGCCCCAGCCAUCAUUAUUGGUCUUUUUGUUGCCUUUGGUGGUGUUCUAUUCGGAUAUGACACUGGAACUAUCAGUGGUAUUCUCGCAAUGAAAUACUGGCGGGAAAUGUUCUCAACCGGCUACACCAACCCUACUGACCAUCUACCUGAUGUGACUUCUUCUCAAUCUUCUAUGAUUGUCUCAUUGCUCUCCGCUGGUACCUUCUUCGGUGCCCUUGGUGCUGCCCCUGUCGCAGACCAUUUCGGUCGUCGCCUUGCUAUGAUCCUUGAGAGUUUCGUGUUCUGCUUCGGUGUUAUCCUGCAGACUGCGUCCACCUCCAUCCCCCUUUUCGUGGCUGGUCGUUUCUUUGCUGGCUUGGGCGUUGGUCUUCUUUCUGCAACCAUCCCUCUGUACCAGUCUGAAACCGCUCCAAAGUGGAUUCGAGGAACCAUUGUCGGAGCCUAUCAACUCGCCAUUACAUUCGGUCUUCUAUUAGCUGCUAUCGUCAACAACUCUACCAAGGACCGCAAUGACACCGGCUGCUACCGGAUCCCAGUGGCAAUUCAAUUUGCCUGGGCCAUUAUUCUAGUCGCCGGCAUGAUUGUUCUGCCCGAGACACCACGCUACCUGAUCAAGAAGAACAAGCAAGAGGAAGCUGCCAAGGCUCUAGCUCGCAUUCGUCGCCUUGAUAUCAACGAUUCUGCUAUCGUUGAGGAGCUCGCCGAGAUCCAAGCCAACCAUGAAUUUGAGCUCCAGCUGGGUAGUGCGUCUUACCUUGAAAUUCUGCGCGGAUCCAUUGGAAAGCGAUUGGCAACUGGCUGUGGUAUUCAGGCCUUGCAGCAACUUGCAGGAGUCAACUUCAUCUUCUACUACGGCACCACCUUCUUCCAAAAUUCCGGCAUCAAGGACUCCUUCGUUAUCACACUGAUCACCAACAUCAUCAACGUGGUCUCCACCUUCCCAGGUCUCUACAUGGUUGAGAAGUGGGGUCGUCGCCCACUCCUCAUGUUCGGCGCAGUUGGCAUGUGUGUUUCCCAACUCAUCGUCGCUAUCGUCGGCACAGCAGCAGACUCCGAGGUCGCCAACAAGGUCCUCAUCGCCUUCGUCUGCGUAUACAUCUUCUUCUUCGCCUGUUCCUGGGGCCCAGUUGCAUGGGUAGUGACAGGUGAACUGUAUCCCUUGAAGGCCCGUGCAAAGUGUCUUUCCAUCACAACAGCAACCAACUGGCUCCUCAAUUGGGCUAUUGCCUACGCUACACCAUACAUGGUGAACGAUGGACCAGGAAACGCAAAUCUCCAAUCCAAAGUCUUCUUUAUCUGGGGUGGAUUCUGUUUCAUCUGCGCUAUCUUCGUUUACACUUGUAUUUAUGAGACGAAGGGACUGUCACUGGAGCAGGUCGAUGAGCUUUACGCUAAAGUGCCUGUUGCGUGGAAGUCAAAAGGCUUCGUUCCAUCUGUGCAUUACACUGAUGUGAGGGACGUUGCUGGCUCAAAGCAUGGUGAUCUUGCCAAGCUUGAGGCGGAGGCUAAUGAGAAGCGCAAUGGCGAGCAGGCGACUCACUUGGAGAGUAUUCCUGCGAAGUCGGAGGUCUAA
Molecule: messenger RNA, 1617 nt
Organism: Penicillium angulare
Lineage: Eukaryota; Fungi; Ascomycota; Eurotiomycetes; Eurotiales; Aspergillaceae
Product: sugar porter family MFS transporter
Exons: 4
Coding region: 1-1617 (538 amino acids)
Biological process (GO): carbohydrate transport; transmembrane transport
Cellular component (GO): membrane
Molecular function (GO): carbohydrate:proton symporter activity
Source: RefSeq, a predicted model, not a curated record